CCGCACUUUCAAAGCGGUCCUCCACAAACAUAUAAAUAUUGCUUCGGUGGCCUUCAUCCUCUAUCUCUUACCACUUCGCCUACUGCCACUGCGAACGAUCUCCAGCUUCCACAUCUACAUUUUAUAACUACAUCUACUUUUACCUCCAGAUGAACCCAGCCACCCAAAAGCGCGUAGCAGACGACCUAGAAGACAGCGAAGACCGCGAAGUCAAGCGAGUGAAAAUGGACGAUAGCGCCAUAAAAAACGACCCAGACUUUACACUCGACCCCGAACUCGAUGGAAUGGGACGCCAGAAAUACAAAUGUUUAUUUGAUGGCGAGUCCAUCCUUGCCAGCUCUUACGCCCGCCACAUCGGGUCGAAAAAGCAUAACCAUGCUAAAGAGAAAAGUAAUGGGUCUUGCCCUGUUCGUUCGCCAAUACCUGAUGCCUUUCAGAUGCACUUCGCAGAACACGCAGGGCAAAGAGAUGGGGGCACUCAGUCAUCAUCGAUCUACAGCGGCCCGGCGACACCAAACGCCAUAGAGAACGUGCAAAUCUCGUCCCCAGUAAAUGAGGAUGUCAUGUCAUGGGAAACCACCAAUUUUGCGGAUACCAUAGUACAUCCCGUCUCUCCGGAGGCCAUGGUUACGGAGACCACCCAUGUCCCUUCUUCACCUCAAUUACCAGAGGUCAUGGUCACAGAGGCCGCCGAAGACCUUGAUUUUUCUUCGACGUUUACGGAGACAGAGGACCUUGAUCUUGAUCACUGCCUGGACAUGGGGAUUGGGGCCGAUCUACCAUUGGAAGGCGACAUUGUUGAUAUAACCGCCGCGUCGAUGUCCAGUGACUUUGCGACAACAAACGGGCCAAUUUUGCCGCCGGCAGAUGAGGUUUCGUUGUCAUCGGAAGAGGGCCCUUUUGCUGGCUUACCCGCGUAUUUACUGAACAUACGCUCUGAUGUGUUGGAGUGGCUUCCUUUUUUCAUUGACGAAGUACCUCCUAUAUCUUCCUCCCCCAUUUCCUUCGAUUUCGAUUUUGACUCGGAUGUUGAUAUAAAUGCCGCAUCAAUGUCCAGUGACUUUAUGGCAACUAACGUGCCAGUUUUGCUUCCGGCAGAUGAGGUUUCGUCGUCAUCAGAUGAAGUACCUCCCACACCCUACUCCUCCAUUUACUUUGAUUUCGAUUUCGAUGAUGAGAUCUAGUGUUUCACUUCCGCUACCCAUCCUGUAUACGUUGUGCUCUCUAUUAUCGACUCACCAUCUAUCACACCAUACCACUUUGUGACUUUACAAACUACACGCAUUCGUUCUACUGGAUACCAUAACGCGACACUCCAUUCUUCAUUGUUAUUGUUAUCAUUAUCAUCAUCAUGGUGAUUCAUUUGUUACAAUACACAUUCCUUACAUGCUGGAUCUACGGAACAAUGUAUCUCUUGGACCACGAAUAAAAGAUUCGCGAGGUAUGGCAUCUGGAUGGCGCGCGACUCAUACAUAGAACUUGUAGUAUAAGCC
Molecule: messenger RNA, 1493 nt
Organism: Suillus clintonianus
Lineage: Eukaryota; Fungi; Basidiomycota; Agaricomycetes; Boletales; Suillaceae
Exons: 3
Coding region: 150-1184 (344 amino acids)
Source: RefSeq, a predicted model, not a curated record